AUGCCAGUCAUUAUAGUGACGUUUGCCAUUCUACCUAUUCUUUUCUCUUUCCUUUUCUUUUACUUCAACAUGAGUACAAUCAACAAUUCUGUCAAUCAGAACCAAAAUUCAUUAGAAUCCAAACAAAAUGAAGCCAGACGACUAGAAAUGGAAUAUGAUGCACUUGUCAACGAAUGUCGCGAUCAAGAGUAUGACAUUGAAUUUGAGAAAAAAAGACAGCAAGAACUUCAAAAGAACCAUCAAUCCCUCUCUUCGAAUCUGACCAAACUUCGCCAACAAUUGGACACACUGCGUUCUCAAGGCACACCAGAAACCUAUUGUGAAUAUCUGAGACAGGAACUCAAAGCCAACCUGGAGUUGGACGAUCAGCUAAAGGCCCAGCUUGAACCACUGACUGAACAACUAGAGUCACUAGAGCAAGAGUGUAAUAACGAUCCCGAAGUAUUAAGACAGAAAGAUGAAAAGAUCCAUGAACUGAAAGCAGAACUUGAACGUGUUCAAAGCAAGCUAAGAAGUUUGCGGCAGUAGGUUGGCAUGGAUAACAAAUUACACGCAUGAAACACAGUCAUAUCAACAAUCGUGUGACACAUAUAGAUAUAGAUAGAUAGAUAUAUAGAUAUAUCUAACUAUAUACUAAAAUCCCAGGAAGUUACACAAUUAAAACUCAACAUACGUCAUGUGAUCUUUACAUGUUUCC
Molecule: messenger RNA, 697 nt
Organism: Phycomyces blakesleeanus NRRL 1555(-)
Lineage: Eukaryota; Fungi; Mucoromycota; Mucoromycetes; Mucorales; Phycomycetaceae
Exons: 2
Coding region: 1-528 (175 amino acids)
Source: RefSeq, a predicted model, not a curated record